UCACCGGGUCCCGGCCGGAAAUUCCCCGCCAGCACCCGGCGAUCACCUAGUUACACUGACAGGGGAGAGACCUUAACAUUCUGCUGUGUAUUUCUCUGCACAGCACAGCAGAGAAAUACACAGCAGCAUGUUUCCCUAGUAAAACACACACAGCACAUACUGUAAAACAGCAAACAGUUAACCCUUUGAUCACCCCAGAUGUUAACCCCUUCCUGCACAGUGUCAUUAGUACAUUGUCUGUGCUUUUUAUUAGCACUGAUCACUGUAUUAGUCAUUGGGAUGUCAGUGGUAGUUAGUCAGUUCCCACCGAGUGACAGAAUGCCCGCUGCAGUCCCGCUG
Staurois parvus is the source of this 339-nucleotide messenger RNA. The record is from the annotation of a GenBank genome assembly. Lineage: Eukaryota; Metazoa; Chordata; Amphibia; Anura; Ranidae.